AUGGUCGCUCCCGCCCUUGUACUAGGCCUGCGUGGCGUACAGGUCGUCUUCAGCAUCAUCGUCCUGGGUCUUACAGCCUACAUUGUCGAUGCCUACAUUGACUGGGUCCCGGCGAGCGUCGCCUUCAUGCUCUUCACCUCCAUCUGGACCCUCCUUGCUGUUGCAUACCUCGUCCUUGCGCCAGCUCGCUUCCCUGCUGCAGCUCACAAGUUUGCCAUCGGAGGUGUCGAGUUCCUGACCAUGAUAUUCUGGUUCGCGGCUUUUGUCGCCGUAGCCUCUCGGUGGGGCAACGCGUGGUGGGUCGGCCGUCACGGCACCUUCUACAGCUGCGGUGUUGCUGCUAUCGUUUUCUCAGCCUUCAACUGGCUUGCCUUCGUAGCUACCACUGUUCUUGCCGCGCUGCACAUCCGCAGCUCACCCAGGAAUGACACCGCUCCUGCGCCCAACAUGGCUGGCGUCUAA
Molecule: messenger RNA, 462 nt
Organism: Alternaria burnsii
Lineage: Eukaryota; Fungi; Ascomycota; Dothideomycetes; Pleosporales; Pleosporaceae
Exons: 3
Coding region: 1-462 (153 amino acids)
Cellular component (GO): membrane
Source: RefSeq, a predicted model, not a curated record